CAUGCUGAGCACGAAAUUAACCGGAUUGGUACAUGACUUGCAAUUCACCAGCAAACAGGUGGAGCACUACGAGGUGGAAGAAGACAAGGACAGGCCAGAGCACGGGAUAAUCAGGCGGCCGCUGUUGAGUGAACGCCUGCUGCGCUAUCAGCCGUGGAGCCUCUCCUCUGACGACGACUUCAGUGCGCUGUGCAAGGAGCGGCAGCCAGAGGCUUCGGAAAUGUUCAGUCUCGCUGAUGAACUGUACGCCCUCCAUCGUGUCUACUGGUCCACUACAGCUGAGUACAUCGAUACAUUAUACGAAGAUGAUUUCAAGAUUGUAGAGGAGGAGUGGCAGCUGGAGGACAGAAGCCACGCUACGCUCUCCGUGGACACUGACUGCGUGCAGCUGUUGGUGAACGCCCUGGACCACCCCACGUGUCCGCUGGAAGACCUGCCACUGGAAGCCGUGAAGCAGCGCGAGCAGUGCCGCGAGCAGCUGUGGGACGACGUGGUGCAGAGGUCGCCCCACAUACCCGUCACCAGCUACCUGGCCUACACGCAGAGGAUAAACGUCAACCUCUGUCUGCUGGCCUGGAUGGCGGUCAACUCGUACGGCAUUUGUCAGGACGUCCCGUUUAGUAUGAUACAGUCCGUGCACGAUGCUCGCUGCUAUUUCGAUAGUCCCGACGAUCAAUCAUGUCUGCAGUCGAACGCUACAGACGCCAUCUGCUCUGUUUCCAGAGCUAUUCUGUUGCUAAAGUGUCGCAACUUUUCCUCCAUCAGGACUUCCCAUGAUUGUACGUUGACUAAUUCCGCAAUGGGAUUAAUGCGUAAUAGUAGCAGUGGACUGCAUCCAAAGCUAACAGAAGAAACACUGAACUACAAAAACAGUUUAACCAACGCCACCUUGAAAUACAAGGAUUUCAAAAUAGACAGCUUGAAGCCUUUAGAAAUCUCAUUUAUACUGAUAAAUAUCAUUUUCCGUUUUUCGACUGCCGGAGUAUACAUGUACCUUCCCCAGUUACGUAACUUGCCUGGAAAGAUUUUCUUGUCCUUUCAGAUCACGUGCAUAACCCAGAUCCUGUGUUCUGAGGUCGUGUAUCGUAUGGCAGGCGUCCCUGACUUACCUACAGCAGUGCUGAUAGACAGCGCCCUCACACUUCUCAGCUGUAUCUGGCUGAACUCAUUCUGCUACCACAUGUAUGCUUGUGUUCGCCACCUCAGGCUUCCUGACCAGCUACUACCUGCUGAAGUAAGCCAGUUAUUCCGUCGUGAGGUGCUGUACGUGUUUAUACCGUGGAGUAUAGUAUGUGUGGCAGCUGUUGCUUUGGAAAAGACGAGUAAAUAUUACCUGAUCCACAGUCGCAUAGUAGUCCUUGCAGGGAUUUCAGUGUCUGUGACAUUCAACUUGGUUUGUCUCGGACUGAUUGGAUACAUGUACCUACGUACUCGGUGCUCCAUGCGGCAACUCAAAAUUGUUGAUAACAAGAAAUUUGCCUCAAAGAAGCAAUGUCUUUUUAUGUCAGUUAAGGCCAUUAUAUUAAGUGGAACAGGAAUUAUUAUUAGAACUGGGUUCCACCAGGCUCAGGGAAUAGCGCAGUUUGUGUACUAUAUGCAUCUAGUUACGAUGCUGCAAGGACCAGUGCUCUUCGUCUGUUUCGUUUGCAAUGGAACGACGCUCCCCAUACUGAAGAACAGGAUACUUCUUUGGUGGAACCCAACCAACAUCCCUGCAGGUCUAGAGCUGUGUUCGGCAGCCGAGAGGAAUCUGGCCAGGAGAAACAAUGAACAGUCUCCCUUUUCAGAAUCCUCACUGUAGCCUCCUUCAGUAUUUUUCGCAAAUAACCGUUUCCACACUACACUGCAUUAAACCCAACAAUAAAAAUGGACUCUACCUGGUAUGACAAUAUUAAAUGUCAUUAAAUCUGAUAUCGUACAGCCAGUACUUCUCUUUCCUAACGUCCCCUUCAUUUAUAACUGUGUGCUUAGUUGUGAGUGGUAGCCUCUGUCUACCUAUUCUAAUGCACUGAGACUACUUACUAAAAUUGUUGGGAAAUGCUUUGUGUAUACAACAGGCUACCUGAAUCCCACGGCCUGUUAUAUACAAGGAAAACGCAGCACGUUGUCGGAGGAAUUCCCGUUCGUCAGUGUCAUCUACCGUGUCGAUGGUGCAUUUCUGGACACAUGUUCGUAGGACGUUUUUUCUCCGUUUUCCUUCGAGGAUCUGUUUUUGCAGUUUGUCGGUUUUAUUAAUGUAUAAUGUAUGAUAUUAGUAUAUAACAUUAUGUCUGAAACAAGGAAAUUUUCCAUAUGUGUUUGAAAGAUGUAGUCUUACACGAUUUGUAAUUCACGUACCAUGACAAGAGACAUUCAGAUACUUAUAAAAUCAAAAGAGAGGGGCCAAUGACUGAAGUGGUGUGUGCAUGAAAGUUUAAAUGGGUUUGUUGAGCUUAUUAGUGGUUCGAUGACAUAGAGUGGCUCAAACAGGUAUAGUAAUAAAGUAACAAAUGACUUGUUGUGUGAAAUGUGGCUUGAUGUGAACGCAAAGUGUCGAAUGGCAGAGUUAUAUGAGAUUAGCGUUAUUGGGUUUGUGAGACAAGAUGGUGAUUUGUGAAGCUAGAGGUUUGUAAGGGUACUAUGGCAGAUGUUAAUAGUUGAUGUUCCAUGUGCCACUCUUGAGCAAGGAAGAACAUUACUUAAAGGCGUAUUUACAGAAACAGUACUGUGGAAGGAUAAACUCGUGCCAGUACUGUGAGUCCUGGAAAACAUGUGCCAUAGUAGCUUCACUAGAAGCACACAGUACGCCGAAAUUGUUGUGAUUCGUAAUAAAUAGACGAUCUUCCAUUUGUUCAAAUAAAACCUGAGUGAGCAAAGUAAA
Molecule: messenger RNA, 2860 nt
Organism: Schistocerca serialis cubense
Lineage: Eukaryota; Metazoa; Arthropoda; Insecta; Orthoptera; Acrididae
Exons: 3
Coding region: 2-1801 (599 amino acids)
Source: RefSeq, a predicted model, not a curated record